Molecule: messenger RNA, 2505 nt
Organism: Labrus bergylta (ballan wrasse)
Lineage: Eukaryota; Metazoa; Chordata; Actinopteri; Labriformes; Labridae
Gene: il1rl1
Product: interleukin 1 receptor-like 1
Biological process (GO): signal transduction
Source: RefSeq, a predicted model, not a curated record
UAAAAACACAAGCAGAGGAGGAAGACAGCACAGAGUCUGACUGACUGAGUGUACUCAAGCUGCCAGCAGAAACUUUAUGAGAUGGAUUCUUCACGACUUCUAUUCUCCGUCUUCUUCCUGCUGAUAACCACAUCUGACUGUUCAGACACAGACGAGCUCCAAUGUAAUGACAUGGACAAUGAAAUAUUUCACCGACUUGAAGGUGAAGCGUUUUAUUUCCUGCCUUAUGUUCUAAUGGACGGAAAUAUCCCAGAUGAAAACAUCACAUGGCACAAAAAUAACUCAGAGGAAAUCUCAAACAACGAGGACAGAAUGGUGCAUUACCACGGAGGGGCUCUCUUUUUCCUAAACCUUCAAAUCGAGGACUCUGGAUUUUACACUGCACUGCAUAGAACCAGCUCGGGAGAGUGUUUCAACUAUCACUUAAAUCUCGUGGUCUUCGACAAAAGCCAUGCAAACACAGAAGUCCUCUUUCGUACAGUCAGCGGAGGUUCCAAAAACAGAAAGAUCCCGUGUCCAGAUAACGUCAAAGAGACGUGUAGUGUAUUCAGAGGAAAACUCUCGUGGGAGAAGGACUCCAAUAUUUUCCCAGACGAACAUGGCGCUCAGCUGUGGAUUAUGGACGUUGACAAAAGUCAAGAGGGCAUCUACACGUGUGUUUGUACCUGGAAACAUCAUGAGAAGGAGUACAAGACGUCCGGCUCCAGAAAGCUAGAAGUUGAAGACACAGACGAGCUCCAAUGUAAUGACAUGGACAAUGAAAUAUUUCACCAACAUGAAGGUGAAGCGUUUUAUUUCCUGCCUUAUGUUCUAAUGGACGGAAAUAUCCCAGAUGAAAACAUCACAUGGCACAAAAAUAACUCAGAGGAAAUCUCAAACAACGAGGACAGAAUGGUGCAUUACCACGGAGGGGCUCUCUUUUUCCUAAACCUUCAAAUCGAGGACUCUGGAUUUUACACUGCCCAGCAUAGAACCAGCUCGGGAGAGUGUUUAAACUAUCACUUAGAACUCGUGGUCUUCGACAAAAGCCAUGCAAACACAGAAGUCCUCUUUCAUACAGUCAGCGGAGGUUCCAAAAACAGAAAGAUCCCGUGUCCAGAUAACGUCAAAGAGACGUGUAGUGUAUUCGGAGGAAAACUCUUGUGGGAGAAGGACUCCAAUAUUUUCCCAGACGAACAAGACGUUCAGCUGUGGAUUAUGGACGUUGACAAAAGUCAAGAGGGCAUCUACACGUGUGUUUGUACCUGGAAACAUCAUGAGAAGGAGUACAAGACGUCCGGCUCCAGAAAGCUAGAAGUUGAAGAUCAAGUUGUCGUGAAACCACCCAAAAUCCUCUCUCCAGCCAACAAGGAGCAGUUUGCAGAUGAAGGACUUGAGAUCAAGCUGAACUGCUCAGUGUUGUGUGGAAAAAAUGUGGGAAAUGACUGCCAAGCUACCUGGCGAAUUGAUGGGAGCCCUAUCAGUCAGAUUGAUGGAUACAAUCUCACCACCAAAAGAGAGGAGCCUGCAGAUGGUACGACUGUCACUGCAAUCCUGACCAUCAAAAGAGUUUCUGCUAAAGAUUUCCUGGCUGAAUUUACAUGUACAGGUCAUGGAGGUUUCGAACCAGCAAGUGCAACUUUAACUCUGAAGCCGAAAGAGUCUAAAACUCCACUUAUCAUUGGAGCAUUGAGUGUGUUGUUCUUCUGCGUCUUUGCCGCCGUACUGAUUAAGUACUUUGCCAUUGACCUCGCUCUCCUCUUCAGACCGUACUUCACACUUGCUCUUAACAAUAAAGAUGGGAGGGUCUUCGAUGCCUACGUAGUUUAUCAAACACAGAACCUGGACAAUCCCUCUGAAGACACAUUCAGUCUUUUUGUCACAAAGAAUUUGCCCUCCGUCCUCGAGGAAAAGUGUGGAUAUCGACUUUUUAUCCAGGGGAGGGAUGACAUACCUGGAGAAGACCGUCUGGAGCUGGUGGAGGACCGCAUGAAUCAGAGCAGGAGGCUGAUGGUCAUCCUCACCCCGGGUUCAGGAUCAGAAUCCAGUCCCACCUCGCCUCAGAACUCAGUAAUCGGAGGUUUCGACUGGCAGGUGGGGCUCCAUCACGCGCUGGUCCAGAGGGAAAUGAAUGUAAUUCUGAUCCAGCUGGGGGACAUGGGGCCAGAGGGAUACGCACACCUUCCUCCGGGCCUGCAGCACCUCAUUCACAAGAGCGCCCCCAUCAAGUGGCCAGAAGACUCGCGAGGCGCUUCCGCAUAUAACUCUCGCUUCUGGAAGAGAGUAAGAUACCUGAUGCCUGUGACACCCGCCAAAAAAGACUGCCAGUCUUUAAUUAUUUAAAGCUGGGUCCCAUUUAUAUAGAAGUAUUUAAAGGCAGGGUUGGUCAUUUUCUCCUGAUAGACUUUUUUAAAGAUUUUGGUCGAAAUUGUCUUUAGGUCCUGAGAGACAUUAAUAACUCAUGUGCUCUGAAAAAGGAACAAAAGAAAUCUGUCACCUGUAGCAGUUGUAAGCAUGUAAAAACUU